GCCAGUGCUCGCAACAAGUGUUUUAACGUUCUUAGAGAAAGUAUGCGGAUAAGUGGGCAGUUACUCCGAUCGAGGGCUCAUAGCCCGCUCCAGUCACUGGAAUAUUUAGACUUGUCAAAUUUGGAAAUUGUUGCCAUUGAAAAGUUGAACCUGUGUCCAAAACUUCAAACUCUUAUAUUGCGAGGAAAUACCAUCAGUGAGGUAGAAAACCUGUCAUACUGCAGUCAGUUAUGGAAACUGGAUCUCGGCAACAAUAAGGUGAAGUGUUUAGACGGUUUGUCAUCUUUUGUGGCAAUUGGUACACUUACUUUGUCAAACAAUGAUCUGACAUGGCAAGAACUGGCCAAAGUUCGGCACCUACACAUCCUGGAUCUGAGUCUCGAUGGGAACCCACGGCUGGAUAAGGACCCUUAUUAUCGUCUUCAUGUCAUUGACUGUCUGCCUAAUGUUUGGAUGUUGGAUGGUCGCAUUAUCUCAUCUGCAGAGCGACUCCAGGUUGAGUACUUCUUCCAAGACUCCGCCCUGGCAGACCAUCCAGUGAGACACAAAUUGUCCAAGGAGCAGUUUGUUCCAACAUCGAUGCAGAACAUCCAUGUGAAUGGUGUCUACGGCGAUAGGACCACGCACAUGUGGAGAAGAUUUCCAGCAAAUGGACCUCUGAAUAUAGAUAUUGACUACAGGAGACUGAAGUACGUUAGUUUCACAGUGCAAGAGGAUUUGACAUUAGAGGACAGAUACAGCGGGCGAAAUUUGAAGAUUUUGAAGCACAGCCAUAACUUCCUUGAAGAACUCUUGAAUGUGCGAGACCAAGACAAAGAAAGAUCCAAUAUGUUACUCUUACUGUUGGUGGCUUCGCUCGAGUUUGCUUUACCUACACAACUAGUCCAAAAGUCAUUAGAUACUGCUAAACUAGCAAAGAUGGGGAAAGUAUUGACAAUGGAUUUGUUCCUCCUUCCUCGUGAUAUAAGGUGCUGCAUUGUCUCAAUUCUGAUUAGUGCUGUCAAGCUGGACAAAGACAAUGGGCAGGAAGGUGGGUUAUACAACAAGUUAUACCUCUGCCUAUACUACACUGUCUCUGAGCUGAUCAAACUACAACAUGCUGACCGCAUAGCAAAGAAGUCACCCAAGAGGGACAAGCCAGAAAAUCCGCUAUAUGAUGACUACAAAAGUCUACUUGCAUCUGAAGUUGUGCAGCUCCUAUGUAUUGUACCAGUCUUCUUUGAUUAUAUCGAUAAAGAUGUUGGUGUUAUGAAUUUGAUAUGCACUGCCACUGGUGACAUGCAGAUGAUAGACAAGUUAUCAAGAUUAGUCGAACAGAUUCCUAACACGCUGGACACAAAGAGGGUGUAUGAACAGAUAGCUGAGCAUCUUUUAAAAGCCAUGCAGUAUCAUGCAUCAAAGCUCUUCACAAGGACUUACAAAAAUUUCAAAAUGGACAAACAUCUCACGGCAAAAGCACUUCCAAAGCGACCUCAGUCGACCCCGCUCCAUUCUGCAGACUUUCUCUCAGUGGGCCAGAGCAUCCCUGACAGGAAGCGAGUACAAAGUAGCAAGACCACCAAGCAGGAGUUAUCAAAACCACCAGAUAUUGGUGACCGGUUGCUGCUCGGACCGCAGAAUGUGGGGAGAAUUGUUUCCCUCCCGGAGCUGGAUAUUGCCUUGGUUCAGAUGGAUGUCAUUCCUACUGCAAACGGGUCUAUGGUUAGCACAGUGAAGAACUCUGAUGAGCACUUUACGUAUGUAGACUUAAAACAUGUUCGAUGGGAUCCACAAUCAGGUUUCUGGCGACCUCUCAACACAGUCGGGGACAGGAUCACCAUUCAAAGCAUUGAUGAAGAAGAGGAUGAAGUAGAUGAUGAUGUCACGCCACGUCCAGCAUCACCUGCUUCAACAACUGCGUCCUCAGCGAAGACUCUUAGCAUUGUGAAAAAUCCACCACCGAUGUUGAAAAAUACGGAAAGGAAGGAUAAGUCCAAGGAGAAUCCUAGACCAAUGAGUGCAACGCUGGCAGAGAAACUGGACCUCAAGCUAGAAAUCGAACCCCGUGCUCUGGUAACUCCUCGGCCGUUUUCUCGGGAAUCAAGAUCUUAUCAUCAGCGGGAAAGCCCAGUGAAUGACCAGGGCAAUUUGUACGACUCUGUCAAGAGCGCUGUAGGAAACGUCACAGCUAGAAUGUCCAAACCUGAGAAUGCUACAAUGCAGGCAGUAAAGGAGGGUCGUACUGGUGCUAGCUGGUCUACAAAACAGUUCUAUAGUGAAUUAUCGGCCAAGGAUGCUGCAUCUAAGGAGAGAGUAAAAAGUGGAAAGUCAAAUAUUACAGAUGUAAUAUUGCCUCAAGAAUCAGAUGAAAGUCGUUCAUUUGACCCAAGCUUAGCUGAUGAAGAUGAACCAGAGUUGACAGGCCUACUCUCUGACCAUUCUCGGCCGGGAACUGCCCAUAAGAAAGAUACAGACCCGGAAGGCCGAGCUCCUGCAUCAUCUCCUAUUGAGGUACCGAUUGCAGAAGAGGCGUCAGUAAACGGUCACAAGUCAAAUUCAACACUUGAGAAAGAAAACAAUGCGCAGACGACAGUCACCGCUGAGGGAUCUUGGUCUAAGGUUGAGCAGCAGAAAAACCAUCAGAAUGACGUUGUUGAUGUACCGCUACAUGUGGCUUUUGGUUCGUCGUCCGCUAAAUCCAAACAGAGGAGAUAUCCAUCUAGUCAUAGGGGCCUUGUGCCAGCAUCUGCAAGACCUUUGAGUGCUGUGGAUGCUUACCAGUACAUUCUAUCACGGUCACAGAGAAGUGAAGAGGAGUUUGUCUACAGGACAGACUAUCAGCAAGAGAGAACAGAUGCCUGGAAACGAUCAACAAGGACGAGUCCUGUUCCCAGGAUGGGAGGUCGGAAUGCAGGUGUGCCACCACAAAGACCUACUUCACCCACUAAGAGUGAAGAUAGAGGUUCUGCUGGACCAAUCAAUUUAAAAUUCGGUGAUAAAUGGCUUGGUGGGGGCCGUGAUCUUUAUUAUGAAGAAUACUUGAAGCGGCCCAAGUCAGUUCAUGUACCCGGCUGGAAGGAAGGGAACUCUCUUUUAGCACGGCCUAAAUCUGCUGCAGCUAUCUCAAGAAAUUCAAACAAACAUUCGAAGACACCAAUGUUGAUGACCUCAGCUUUUGUUCCAAGUUCCUCAUUCCCAUGCCCAAUAAAUCCAAACCUUCAGACGUCAAUCCCAGAACUACGUGAAUAUCAUCCGCCAUCUCCCAGCCAGAGUGUUCGAAGGUUCAGAGUAAGCUUUCUGGAUGUGGAUACUAUUAUUGAUGAUUGAAUUUUGAGUUCAUAUUCUAUUGCGUGGUACACCAAAACACUUUUUUAGCAUGUUGCCUUUGCCCCCUCCAUUCAUAAAUGAAUUCCACAGAUAUCAAUAAGAUGUCCGGAGCAUGAGAUAUCCUUCCUUAAUAACUGACCUGACCAAUGAAUGACUAUUAAUAUCGUCUUCUGCUAUAUGACUUUUUGCAUAAUUUUCUGAUGACCUUACCCUUUGUAGUGGCAUGAACCUGGGGUAAAAUUGUCUAGAUUGUUGAGAGUGAUAGUUUCUGGUUGUCUUGCUGUAAAUAAGUGUAUAUUUAUGUAAUCUGUGUUUUGCAGAUGCACAUCCACUGCUUGUCUGUAACCACAUUGAAUGCCAACUCUUAUUACACUAAUCCCCUGAACUACAUUAUGUGUCAAGUUAUUUUUGAAGUGGGUCUGACAUUGGAUGACAUACUUUAAACUUGACUUGAGGCCUAGUGUGGAACAACGAGUAAGUGGCAGCAUCCAGCACCAUUAGUUCCUCCCUUGCACCCACUGCUUCUUCAUCCAGGUUUGCUUGUAACCACCGUGAUGAAUUAACCCUUCCUUCUGCAACCAUGGGGCAACCUGUAACCAGGGUGAUGGGUAACAUGCUUGUAAAUACUGGCACGUUUUUGAUGACCAGAGCACAAGUCUUACAAGCACCUGUUUUUAAAGCAAGGUAAUGUGACAUUCGACUUGUAGCUUGUCUCCCCCUUGCGGUCGGGCAAGAUUCAUAUCUUGGCUGCAGUUUGAAGGCGAUUUAUUUUUCACUUUACAAUACUUUACCAAAGUCAAAUAAUAACCGUGUGAUAAUGUGACUAUGAAUUAUGGAAGUUGUAAACCAACUCUUGGCUCACCAGUUGUGGCACUAUCAGCUUGUACAUUGAUGCAUUGCUGACUUGGUGGAUUUAUCUGUUUUGGAAGAAUGGAUAUUUUUAGAAAUCUUAUUGAUGGUCAGCACCACAUUGCUACUUACGUCAAGAUUAUAACAAUAGAUUUCCUUUACAGUUACAGGUACAGCGCACCCCCUAUUGCCAAGAGGUCACUGCCCCUACAGAGCAUCGGUGUUGUAUGUUUGGACUGUACCCAUGCGGACCAGAACCACCAUCACAAUCCGGGU
Lineus longissimus is the source of this 4431-nucleotide messenger RNA. RefSeq lists its product as uncharacterized. The coding region runs from base 43 to 3306 and encodes 1087 amino acids. The transcript has 27 exons. Gene Ontology annotation, molecular function: protein binding. The record is from RefSeq and is a predicted model, not a curated record. NCBI's taxonomy places the organism in Eukaryota, Metazoa, Nemertea, Pilidiophora, Heteronemertea, Lineidae.